GCACAGUCCGGGGCAUAUAUGAUCCAGGCGAACGAUGAAAGCAAAAAAUUUCUGGCUCGCUGUCAGCAGGAUAUGAUCGGUAUAGGCAUCUGGUUGGUGAUACAGCGCCGAUUCGACGGAUCGCUGGACUUUUAUCGCAACUGGACCGAGUAUCGGGAUGGUUUUGGUGACAUUGAGGAUGAGUUCUGGAUCGGACUGGAACGAAUACAUCAGCUGACAUCGGGGCGACCCCAUGAACUGAUGGUUGAGCUGAGAGACUUUAAGGGGAGUUAUAAAUUUGCACUCUUCGAUGCAUUCGAGAUCGGCAGUGAAGCCGAACAAUACAAUCUGAAAACCCUUGGAGCGUACCGCGGAACUGCAGGCGAUUCUCUGUCAAGUCACAAGAAUAGGCAAUUCACGGCGUACGAUCGUGAUAAUGAU
Anopheles cruzii is the source of this 420-nucleotide messenger RNA. Its product is annotated as ficolin-1-like. The annotation marks the transcript as partial. The transcript has a single exon. Lineage: Eukaryota; Metazoa; Arthropoda; Insecta; Diptera; Culicidae. The record is from RefSeq and is a predicted model, not a curated record.